Molecule: messenger RNA, 690 nt
Organism: Tripterygium wilfordii
Lineage: Eukaryota; Viridiplantae; Streptophyta; Magnoliopsida; Celastrales; Celastraceae
Product: LOB domain-containing protein 29-like
Exons: 2
Coding region: 1-690 (229 amino acids)
Biological process (GO): positive regulation of DNA-templated transcription; hormone-mediated signaling pathway
Cellular component (GO): nucleus
Source: RefSeq, a predicted model, not a curated record
AUGACUGGUUCAUCUGGUUCUCCUUGUGGAGCUUGCAAGUUCUUGAGAAGAAAAUGUGUGAGAGGUUGUGUUUUUGCACCUUAUUUCUGCCAUGAACAAGGUGCUUCUCACUUUGCUGCCAUUCACAAGGUUUUUGGUGCAAGCAAUGUCUCAAAGUUGCUUGCUCAUCUCCCUGUGAGUGAUCGGUGCGAAGCCGCCGUAACAAUCUCCUAUGAAGCUCAAGCUAGGGUUCAAGAUCCCAUCUAUGGUUGUGUUUCACAUAUCUUUGCUCUCCAACAACAGGUUGUGAAUCUUCAAGCACAACUAGCAUCUCUCAAGGAACAAGCAGCUAGAACAUUUGUCAACGGCUCUGGUGCCGUAAACCCUAAUGAGAAAUACUAUGGAAAACAAGCUUUUUUCCACACACAAGAUGUUCAAAGCUGGCUUCAUCAGCAACUGGAGAGUACUAGUUCAAACAUGGUGCCACAAUUCAAUAUUCCAAACCUCACCAACAACCAUGACAAUGGAGUUUUUGGUGUGAACACAAUGGGAGACUAUGGGAAUUCAGUCAAUCCAGAAGACAAUACCACGUUUGAUAGCUUCGAAGAGGCUUCGAAUUCGAUCGACGUGCAAACAAACAGCUGGAAUUUCCAGGGCUGCAGUACUGACGACCUUCAGUCGGUGGCGUUUGGUUACAUGAGACAUUCAUGA